Myxozyma melibiosi is the source of this 765-nucleotide messenger RNA. RefSeq lists its product as uncharacterized. The record is from RefSeq and is a predicted model, not a curated record. Lineage: Eukaryota; Fungi; Ascomycota; Lipomycetes; Lipomycetales; Lipomycetaceae. The coding region runs from base 88 to 468 and encodes 126 amino acids. The transcript has 2 exons.
GGUACAAACGCCUCGAUUACACGUCGUGAACAUCGAUUUCUGAUAUUCAACCAGCCAUCCGCUCGGCAUUCACACACCUCAGACACAAUGAGCAGUCUGAUAAUAGGCAGGAUCGGUCUCUGUCAGCGUGCAGUGAUUGGCAAUGCAUCGUGUCUGGGACUUUUGCAGACGAGACUGCGUCGGGGUCCAUUGAAUGCUGCUUUCCGAGCAGGUUUGGCGCAGCCGUAUUCAACAGACAAGCAGGCAUCAGAUAAAGUGAACGAGAUCAGCAAGGAGAAGGCAGCUCCAAGUGCUAAUACUACUGGAGACAAACCGAAAAAACCACGGUCACCGCUCGUUAACUUCUAUGCUACUUUCACACUUCCGAUUAUCAAGGUGCUAGCGGUUGUUGCAGUCACGUUCUACACUCUGAGUUUUGUCAAAUACUAUCUUGCGCAUUCUUUGGAGGAGGAGAAAAAGGAGGUGUGAUAAUAUUGAAUCUGCCAUCUGGUUCUGCGGACAAGCCGGAUGUCAUCUUGGGAUGUAUGUUCUGAGGUAGUAGGACUUUGUAUAUAUCGAUCGCUUAAUCUACUGUAUCUCUGCGGGAUCAGCAGCUCAUCUUUAUGGGCACCCUGGCAUUCUACAACGCUAAUGGUGGAGUACACCCGAUCAAUCCUAUCAGGAUUUGUACAAGUCAAUUUACAGGCGCAGUCGGGUGGGCAUCGCAUGUAACUAGCCCGAGCAGACAAUUAUCAAUCAGCAAACUGAUGAAUGAAUGAAUGAAUG